GUGAUAGGUGGUCUCAUAUUAAUCGGUUGCUCAGGCAAAUGGGCUUGACGUCUCCCUCGUCUCCCUCUACCUCGACGCGUCUGCGCUGACAUUCCACUACUCCAUCUACAUUGUGCAGUUUCUGCGGACAGACCGGUUGACCACGACGGCCACCAUGAGUCCCUCUGCGUUGAACUGGGACGUCCUCGAUAUCGUCUUGUCAUUCGGCAACCCAUACGACGCCCUCCAAUUCUCCAUGACCUGUCGCGACGGCCACAACCUGGCGAUGUCGCAUUUCUUGGAGGAAGUCGAGUUCCCGCUUCCUUGGUUAUGCUUACAGGGCGCAAAACGGUCAUCACUCGCUUGCCCGGAGCUCUUCAAGGGUUUCCGCGCUUACAUGCUCGACUCGCCGCACGCGUCCCAUCGCCUCCGGAAGCUCAAGGCUCUUACCCUCGGAAAAGAGGCUUUCUGCGUCAAAUGGGGGGGAUGUCACGGUGGCACAGGCACCGAACAGCCGACGUACAACUUCACUCUUGCGGGACCGCUCGCGGAUGUCAUUCGAGGUGCAGUGGAACUACGCAAGAUCUCCAUCGACUACACAGAAACCAUCUUGGAUGAUGUACCACAGCUCGUAGAUGCCAUAGCGAGUCUCCCGUGUGUCCAAGAGGUCUGCUUCUAUCGCGCCGACGAGUCGACACUCGGCCUUCUCUCUAAUAUGCAGAGUCGCCCCAGGAAAGUCAAAUUUUGCAUCAUCAAACAUAACGAUCAAGAGACGGAUGAGAGGUGGUGGGGCGAUUAUGCCUCCGGGGAUGAUCGCUUUCUAAGCAACUUCACUGAAACCCUGGAGGUUUUGAGCCUGAAUGGAGGCUUAGACAUCGUAGAGGAGCUCGAACCACACACGGUUUGGCGUGCUGUUCGUGAACUCAACCUCGUUCACGGGAAUUCAGUCAAUCUACAAGUCAUGGCCCGCGCUUUCCCAAAUCUGCGCCGUCUGCACUUCGAAGCCACGCCUUCCGCGGCUGUGCCAGACAUUGGUCACUGGCGAAAGCUCGAUUUCGUCUCAGCAUCACAUCCUCUCCCUUUGCAGCAUCCG
Fomitopsis serialis is the source of this 1072-nucleotide messenger RNA. RefSeq lists its product as uncharacterized. NCBI's taxonomy places the organism in Eukaryota, Fungi, Basidiomycota, Agaricomycetes, Polyporales, Fomitopsidaceae. The record is from RefSeq and is a predicted model, not a curated record. The transcript has 2 exons. The annotation marks the transcript as partial.